This is a messenger RNA of Pseudozyma hubeiensis SY62, 4125 nucleotides long. RefSeq lists its product as hypothetical. NCBI's taxonomy places the organism in Eukaryota, Fungi, Basidiomycota, Ustilaginomycetes, Ustilaginales, Ustilaginaceae. Gene Ontology annotation, molecular function: protein binding. The transcript has a single exon. The coding region runs from base 1 to 4125 and encodes 1374 amino acids. The record is from RefSeq and is a predicted model, not a curated record.
AUGGGGCCACCACCAAUACCCCUGGUGCGGGCGAGCGCUUCCCAGAGCGACAGUCUUUUGGACCUCAUCGUCCUGGCCAAGCGCAUAUGUCACCUUGCCGCAGAGAUAGACAACAUCGAUCGAGCAGCUCGCCCGAAGCGCUUCCUUCGCUCAGCGGCAUCCCGCAGUUCUGCCGGCACAUCCGACCAAGGCAGCUUGACUGCACCUCUCUGUAGUUUUCUCUGUCCAGCCGUUACUGGGCCAGCUUCAGGUCAGUCGGAUCAAGAUGCUUUUCCUCGCAGCAGAUCACGGCAUGGCUUCCCUUCGCCAAAUCACACCAGCUCUUCUCCGCAUUCUCCCGGUCUUUUCCGACAUCACCGCCCUUAUUCGCAAUCGGUGCAAUACCGAGGCGCCUCGACCGCAGCUGCCGCCAUCAAGCUUGCGGAUACACACGUCGAUCAACAUCCAGGUCCCUCGCCUUCCUCUCACGGCCACUUCCCGUUGCACGCCGAUCCUCAUUGGCAAGAGGAUUCCGAAAACGUUGCAUCUCCCGCGACCGCCACAAGGUCUCACAAUUGUCCAAACCAUUGGCUGUCUUCUUGGCAGCCUGCUGGAGCCAAAUCUCAGCAGGAAGAUCUACAUGUGAGGUCUCGGAUGAAGCAGGCCCUCGACGAACACAGGGCAGAAUUCGGUCCAGGCUGGAGGGAAAGAAGCGAAACGAAUGGUCUCAAUCGGCGCCGACUUGCAGCCCACCGUUUGUGGCGCGCAUAUCAGACACAUGCUCACAAGGAGAAGCUUUCGACGGAAAUGCGCGUCACCGUUGCCAACGCACUCGUCUUGUCCGUCCACUACGUCACUACCAACAAGGCGCAUUCUCCCCAAUCAAAGGCGCUGCGCCACCUUGUGGGUCGACGAAUCCACGCCAUCCUGCAAGAUUGUCGCCUUGUUCGCGCCAACAGAUUCCCAUCCUCCCGCUCAUCGCCAGCGUCCAAGAAUUUGAACAUGACCAUCUCGCUGCUGGAGCCGGUCUCUCUCGCCCUGCAGGCACAGCCUGUCGCCGCUCUCAAACUCAUGGAUGAGAUCCUGCUGCGCACGCGACCCGACAUCUACCGACACAAGACCGACCAGUCUUCUCAAGGCGAAUAUCUCUCUCCAAUUCAUGCCACCCUACUCACCAUCGUCGACUCGAUCGACUUUGAAAUCAACUGUCAUCCGACCGCAAGCAAUCUCACCAAUGCAAUCCUUUCGCAACCUCACUUCUUCGAGGACGACGGUAUGUUGGCCGAUCUCGAGAAGGGUCUCGAGGCACCAUCAGAGUCCGGCGACCCAAUCAAGAGCUUCCUCGAUUGGAUCAUUGACUCACCGCAUGCGUUCCUGCUCUCGCACAAAGACUUCCGAAGCGCUCGAACCAUGCUCUUCCAUUGUCUAUCGCAGGUGCGAGACCCUCACCGUCUUCUCGAGAGAUUCAGCCAGGAUCGCGACCCCGAACAGCCAGGUUUCGUGUACGCUUGCGACUUGCUGCUCCGAUCUCGUCUUCGGAUCAGCUCGGAAGCGGCUUUGGAACUCUACGACGAUCUGUGGUCGAGGGGCGUCCACGUAGCCGACAGCCUCGUCAAUCAGUUGAUCAGAGAAAGUGGCGGCCAAGCUCCAGCAGCCCGCCUCGAGGCGCUGCUGCACCGUGCAACCAAUCCGAAAGCGCAAAUCCAGGGUCGGGUAUCCAUCCCAGUUUUGCGGAGUGUCGCCCUCGCCUGGGCCAAGCGCAACCGCUCAGAUCGUGUAACGUCCCUGCUUGCCUAUCUCAAGCGUCGCUCGAGCAAGGGUCACGACGAGUUUUCUCAACAGGUUCAUGUAGAGCUUGCUGCGGCUCGCGGUGACGUCCAGUCGCUCUACGAGCGUCUAGCAGAGAGGUACGAUUUCGCAGCCCGAUCCGUGGACGAGUGCACCGUCGGCAAGAUCCCGCUCGACGGCAAGGCGUACGCUCUUCUUAUCAAAUCCUGCAACCGUUCGGACGAUGUCGACCUGGCCGAAUUUUACCUGACCGAAGCGCUCGAGAGGGGCAUCCCGCCCAGGUCCUCCGAUUUCAACCUCGUCAUCGACAUGCACGUCCGCAAAACCAACAUCGACGCGGCACUCGCCAUCUUUGACCAGAUGAAGGAGUUCGGCGUGCAUCCGGAUACCUACACCUACACCAUCCUAAUUCAUGGUUUCGCGUUACGACGCGAUCCGGACUCUGCGGCUCAUGCACUCAGAGCCUUGAUUGCGGCAGGCAAGUCCCCGGAUCGAAUCACGUACGCCGCCUUGCUCAACUGCUUCGUCGAGUCCGGCCUGUACGAAUCUGCGAUUCGCUUGUUCGGAUGGAUGCAGGAUCAACGCGACGUCCGAAUCCGCCCGACGAUCGAGGUGUGCAACAUCAUCCUCAAGGCGUACGUGCUCAGCGCUCUGCCUGUACAAAAGGUCAUGAAGUUUGUCGACAAUGUUCGCAAGCUGGGACUUCUACCGAAUGCAAGCACCUACGCUCUCAUGCUGCAAAGCGCAUGCGAUGCGGGUUUGAUGGAUGUUGCCGAGGAAGUGUUUUCGGAGGCGGAAGUCGCAUUGCCCAAUCUCACCGGAUCGGGGCAGGGCCAAGGUGCCAAUGUCUAUCACUUUACCAUCAUGAUGCACGGCUACCUGCGUCUCGGCGAUCAAGCGGAAGCCAAGGAUUACUUUGACGAGAUGCAGGGUCGAAAGCUCACGCCUAGUGCUAUCACAUGGAGUGUCAUGGUUCACAGCUACGCUCACAGCGAGAACGAGGCCAACUACGAUCUUGCCUGCAACCUUGUGUCGCAGCUCGUUGCUGACGAAACAAAGAGGAUUUUCCGGCCUUCUACAUGGGACGUACCCGCUACGCGCUCUCAAUUGGCUAGGCUGCAAAAUGCGGAUCGGGCCGCCAACGCAAACAGACAAGCCGCCAAAUACAGCGCACCCUUCCAAUCGCUCUAUACGGUGCUGAUGGUCGCGCAAGCUCGCCGAGGCGAGCCGGACAAAGUUGAAGAAACGCUCAAGACCAUGUCGCGGCACAUGCCCACACUGUCUGUGUCUGCGCUGACGCCGCUUCUCGAUGCGUACCGACGGGCAGGCGACGUCGAUAGUGCGCUGGUAUUGUUCGAACAGAUCUAUGAAUCAGCACUAAAAUCGGCUCGAAGCAACAGUCGUCGUGUCUACAUGUACAGCAAGCCGAGCGCCGAAGACGCCGGGGACACGGUUUCUCAGGCGUUAGAUCGACGCAGACAGGAUGCUAGCAGUCGCAAUCUACUGUGUCUUCCUGUCUCGAUCAUGGUCGACCUCUUGUCCACCGCAGGCCGCCAUGAAGAGAUCGUCAAGAUGUGGGCCAGGGCCAAAGGCGACGGAUUUGGGUUCGACUCCGACAACUGGAACCAUUUGGCCGCGUCCAUGGCUCGGGCUGGACAGCUGGAUGAGGCGCUCUCUGUUGUGGAGCAUGUGCUUUACCGCGAUCCUCCGAAUGCUUGGAUGCGAUCGAGAUUGAAUGCUGGCGGCGGAAGUAGGAACGGUCACGAUCAUGGUGUCGAAGGAGAGGCAGACAAGCUCGAAGGACCCGCUGUGCUCGAAGGUAGUGGCGGUGAAUCGCCGGACGGGGUCAACUUUGACCCUUUGCCAGCAGACACGCUCCUGGAUCCGGCGGCAUUGCAUCGCUCCGACGCCACGAGUGCACCCGCCGAACCUCUCAGCCGCAGACAUCAGAACCGCACAGACGACGAUCCUUACGUCGACCUACCGUUCGAGCGUCGCGAGCCCACUUCCAGCGAAGACGACGACGCCGACAGUGAGGUGAGGCUUCCCUCGCAGUCACACAUCGAACCGAGCGCGUUCUACCUCGACUCGUCCGCAAAGCUUCCCUACAAACGAGAUCUCGUUCCCACGACGGCGGACUCGUUCUCGCCGUGGUACGCGCACUUUGCGACGAUGGAGGCGAUAAGCCGUGGAUUGGCGGAGCUGCGUGAGGCGUCCAAGGUCAUCACACUGCUGGACAGGUACAAGACAGCGGCGGGAUUGUUGGAUCUGCACGAGAGGAAGGUGGAGAUCAUCAGGGAGAGACAGAAGGAGGAAGCUGUGAGGAGCGCGAGGGAUUUGAUUGACGGAAGGGGUUGA